This is a messenger RNA of Ipomoea nil (Japanese morning glory), 1885 nucleotides long. RefSeq names its product lipoyl synthase 2, mitochondrial-like. The record is from RefSeq and is a predicted model, not a curated record. Gene Ontology annotation, cellular component: mitochondrion. The transcript has 4 exons. Lineage: Eukaryota; Viridiplantae; Streptophyta; Magnoliopsida; Solanales; Convolvulaceae. The coding region runs from base 350 to 1588 and encodes 412 amino acids. Gene Ontology annotation, biological process: lipoate biosynthetic process. Gene Ontology annotation, molecular function: lipoate synthase activity; 4 iron, 4 sulfur cluster binding.
GAUGCGUCUCUUGUUAGUCUUCCAUCAAGCUGUCACCGUCAAGGAAUCUGUGACAUAACAUGCAAUGAUGAGAUUAAAGAAAUUCCAUUAGCGGGCCCCACGGGUUUGUUCUUCAAUUUUGAUGGGCUAAUCCGCCCGCAAUUUUGAAAAGCCCGGCUCUAUAGGCCCGCUACCAAUCCACACCUUACUUUUCUGGGCCCAUGGGCCCGUUUGACUGGGACACCGGACACCGGACCAACCAGAUUCCUCAGAUUACUCAACCAACCACGACAACCUCAGAAUUUCCGAGGCCAAGACGAACACCGGAAAUCAAAUCCCCAUUUUCUCCUUCCCUGUCCGCCGCCGGAAAAUGAAUUUCCGUUUCGCAACCCUCACAUUCCGGUCACUCAUAUCCACCCGCCGCCGUCUCUCCUCGAAAUCCUUCGCCUCCUCCGCAGCUCCUACCGCCGCACCGCCGUCAUCUACUUCCCCUCAACAGUACCCCCAAACAUUGGAUGGCUUGCGGAGGCGGCUAGCGGCUGAGUCGCCGGCGCUCGGAGACUUCGUACGGUUCCAGUCGGACAGCGAGUAUUCAGUUGAAGUCGGCACGAAGAAGAAGCCGCUCCCCAAGCCCAAAUGGAUGAAGGAAGCAAUCCCCGGCGGGGAGAAGUACACGCAGAUCAAGAAGAAACUGAGGGAGUUGAAGCUCCACACGGUUUGCGAAGAGGCUAAGUGUCCUAAUUUGGGAGAAUGUUGGUCCGGCGGCGAAACGGGCACCGCCACCGCCACCAUUAUGAUUCUCGGCGAUACUUGCACUCGAGGUUGCAGAUUUUGCAAUGUGAAGACUUCUCGCACUCCACCUCCUCCUGACCCAAACGAGCCAUCCAAUGUGGCUGAGGCAAUUGCUUCGUGGGGGUUGGAUUAUGUUGUGAUUACCAGUGUGGAUCGUGACGAUUUGCCUGAUCAAGGAAGCAGCCAUUUUGCUGAGACAGUAGAGAAGCUCAAGGCAUUGAAGCCAAAUAUGCUCAUAGAAGCACUAACUCCUGAUUUUCGAGGGGACCAUAGUUGUGUUGAAAAGGUUGCCAAAUCUGGGUUGGAUGUUUUUGCUCAUAACAUCGAGACAGUUGAGGAGCUUCAGAGUGUUGUACGUGAUCACCGUGCUAACUUUAAGCAGUCCAUGGAUGUCUUAAUAAUGGCCAAGGAAUAUGCACCUACCGGUACACUGACCAAGACAUCGAUAAUGUUGGGAUGUGGAGAAACGCCCGAUCAAGUGAUUAAAACAAUGGAAAAGGUGAGGGAAGCGGGUGUUGAUGUAAUGACAUUUGGGCAAUACAUGAGACCCUCAAAGCGUCACAUGCCUGUGUCGGAAUACAUAACUCCAGAAGCUUUUGACAAGUAUCGAGUUCUUGGAAUGGAAAUGGUUCGUCCCAAUCCUUUUCUUGUUAAUGUAUAUUCCUUGAUAUUCCGGCUAAUGACAUUAGUGCCCGUUUGCGUAUUUCAGGGAUUCCGGUAUGUGGCAUCUGGACCGAUGGUUAGGUCCUCGUACAAGGCAGGCGAGUUUUACAUAAAAUCCAUGAUAGAAUCAGACCGCGCUGCAUCUUCAGUGUAACAUCCGGUUUUUCAUACAAUAGAAUUUACUGCUUCAGUGGUUUGCUUUAUGUGCUCCCCUAAUUGCUUGGUCUACUUUUGGUGCAAGCCCCAUUCAAUCUUCUUCCCAUCUCAAGCAAGAAUCCACAGCAGAGUGUGAGGCAAUGGGAAAAACAUUAUUUGUACUUCAUGUUACUUGUACAUAUGAUUGUUGAUGUAAUUAUAAUGUUUUGGAUAUUGCAAUUUGAUCAUUGUUCAAUUGUGUGUAAAGACCUUCCAUUUCAUACCUCGAAUGUUCAAUAUGAUUGGGAAUAACAAA